Messenger RNA from Neopelma chrysocephalum (saffron-crested tyrant-manakin), 4527 nucleotides. RefSeq names its product TOG array regulator of axonemal microtubules 1 (gene TOGARAM1). Gene Ontology annotation, cellular component: cilium; cytoplasmic microtubule. Gene Ontology annotation, biological process: microtubule cytoskeleton organization. Bases 1 to 3978 code for a protein of 1325 amino acids. The transcript has 21 exons. Gene Ontology annotation, molecular function: microtubule binding. Lineage: Eukaryota; Metazoa; Chordata; Aves; Passeriformes; Pipridae. The record is from RefSeq and is a predicted model, not a curated record.
AUGGGCGAGCCCGGCGGGCACGGGCCGGGGCACGGACCGGCACCGGCACCGGCAUCCAGCGCACACGGACCGCGGGGCCGCGGCCGCGCCUGGGAGCGCGGCGCCCCCGCUGAGGAGGCUCCGGGCACGGAGCCCCCCGGCCCCGCCGAGGAGGGCGCGGAGCCCCCCGACCCGCGUGAGGGCUCGGGGCACACGGAGCCCCCCGGCCCCUCUCGGGAGGGCCCCGGCACGGUGCCGCUCCACCCGCGGGGGGAUGCGAAGGACACGGAGCCCCCCGGCCCGCGGGAGGGCUCGGGGCACGCUGAGCGCCCCGGCCCCGCGCAGGGCUCGGAGCCGGGCUCGGAGCCGCCCGACCCGCGGCAGGACGCGGAUGACUCUCCCCCGCCCGGCCGUGCGGAGCUGCCGCUGGUGCCCGCCGAGCUCCGCGCGCGGCUGCUGGACCCGCGGGACUACCGGCGGCGCGCCCAGGCGGUGGAGCAGCUGCGGCGGGCGCUGGAGGGCUGCAGCCCGGCCGCGCUGAGCGCCGCGCCCGCCGCCGCCCUGCGCGGGCUCGUGGCGCUGCUGGACGCGCUGCUGCUGCUGUUUGUGCCCCUGCUGUUUGCCCGGGGCAGGGAAAUGUGCUUUCCUUUCACACUCAGCUUGUUUUCCUCUUGCCCACAGCUCUCUGCAUCCAGUGAUUUCCUUCCCUCCCCAAAGCUCCAGCCCUCCCAAGGAGUCCCAGCCAGCCAGGAGUUAUUUUUUAGCAGAAAAAGAGCUUCCAGGACUUUAUUCCAGAGCGGGGUGGAAGUGACCUCUGGGAAUUCUUCCAUUAGUGCAGGUGCUAUGGGCUCUCACCAGCCCCAAAUUUCAGGGAAGUGUGGGACACUUGGAUACCCACAGGCACGUGGGAAGAGUGGCAGCGUGGACUCGGAGUUACAGUUUUUGGGACUGAACAACUGUCAGCAGGACAAAGUUUCUUCCAGCCUGAAUUUUCCCAGCAAGACCCAGAGAGGGUUUUGCACUCAGGCAGAACCCACCAUGUCCUUCCAAGGCCUCAGUGCCAGCCAGGGCACCUUCAUCCUGCCCUCCUACCCCCUGUCCUCCCCCAGGAGCAGCCCCAAGCACCUCUCCUCUCCAGCUGCAUCUCCCAGGAGGGCCCAGGACGAUCCCAUGAACCUCUCCAACUCCUGGCCUCGCAAAAGCUUCGAGGGGCUGCCCAAGCCUGGCUCCCAGAAGCAGCUGCUCAGCCCAAAGUCAGGAGACAGCACAGGGGAGAAGGUGCUGGAGAAACCCUCCCUGCAGCUGAAGCCCACGGUGGUGAGACCCCCCCUGCCCCGGCGGGGCCUGCCCGGGGCCCGGCCUGUGCCCCCCAUCCCACGCCUGGGCAGGGACAGGGACAGGGACAACGAGGAUUCCUGGCUGGGGCAGCUGGGCAGGGAGCUGGCAGCAGGGCUGGCACAGCUGCACGUGGAUGCCGAGGAGGUGGACCAGGAAGAGAUGCAGAACUCCCUGCGCUCCCUGCGGAACAGCGCGGCCAAGAAGAGGGCCAAGCUGAGCAGCAGCAUCGCAGACCUGGAGAGCCCUGACCCUGCAGUCAAACUGGAUGUGUCCUUGGAACCCCCCUCCCAGGGCUCCUCCCCCAGUGAGAGUGGCAUUUACAGCCAGGAAUCCCUGCCCUCCCCAGUGCCCACCCUGCCCCGCAGGAGGAGAGUGAUGUCAGACACCUUUCCACUGCUUGGCAGCAAAUCCCAUCCUGCCAAAGGAUCUCCAGGGAGGAGCAGAGACCCAGGCGUGGCAGAGCUUCCCUGCAGCACAGGCCUUGCAGAGCCCGUGUCUGGUUUUGCAGCGAUGGAUGAUCUGGGUUUCCUGUCUGGAGACACCGUGGUGGUUGUUGGUAAAGGUGUUUUUGGGAGCCCCCCUGCUCACAGCCAGUCCAUGCCAUGUGUGGCCAAUGGAGAUGACCAGGGGGUCAGGGAGGAGACUGAGCCAUGCCCAGGGAUCCCUGGGAGAAGCUUCCAGCAGAACAGUGCUUCCCAUUUCCAUGCUGACAGAGAGAUAAAAGUGACCAUGUCAAAAUCUGCCCAGGAUAAGCUGAGGAGGAAGAGAAAAGAAGAAAAAGAACUCAAUCAUAAAGAGCAUCAGGAAGGCAAAGACCUGGAAGGGAAGGAAGAGAUCCCUUGGGAAGGGCUUAGACUGAGUAUGAGUGAACCAGAGAGACUGACAGCAGAAAGGUUUAAUCUCUGUGGGGAUAUUUUAACAUCGCCAAGAAACGGAUCUUUGUCCUUAGAAAAUGUGGCCUUGAAUCCUUCUCUGAGAAGAACAUCCAGUUUGAAGAGGUCAAAGUGUUCACCCUUGCUGGAUUCUGAUGAGGCGGCGCGGGGCCGGCCCAAGGAGCAGGUGACACACAGCCCCGAGGUGCUGGACCCCUCGGAGCUGCAGCCCUUCCCCAGGCCCGACACGGCCCUGGCAGAGGCCCUGGCACUGCUGGCUGACGACGACUGGGAGAAGAAAAUUGAGGGUCUGAACUUUGUCAGGUGCUUGUCUGCCUACCAUGCCCCUGUUCUGACUGCAAAGCUCCACGAAACAAGUUUGGCUGUGGCUCAAGAGGUCAAGAAUUUACGCUCAGGUGUUUCUCGAGCUGCUGUGGUGUGUUUAGGGGAUUUGUUCACCCACCUGAAAAAGAGCAUGGACCAAGAACUAGAUAAUGCAGUAAAAGUCCUUUUGCACAAAGCUGGGGAAUCCAACACUUUUAUAAGGGAAGAGGUAGACAAGGCACUGAAGGCCAUGGUUAAUAAUGUGACUCCAGCACGUGCACUUUGUUCUCUUAUAAAUGGAGGGCAAAGCCACCUGCACUCUGCGGUGAGGAGAUGCACAGCCCAGCACCUGGCGGAGCUGGUGGAGCGCCUGGGCCCCGAGCGCGUCCUGGGCGGCCCCAAACCCGCGGCCGAGCGGCUGCUCCCGGCCAGCGCCAGGUUUGCACAGGACAGCUCCCAGCAAACACGGUACUAUGGUCGGAGGAUGCUCUUCAGCAUGAUGGCUCACCCUGAGUUUGAGAAGGCCCUGGAGAAGUACAUCCCAGCCAAGGACUUGCCUUACAUUAAGGACUCUGUUGCCAGCCUACGUGAGAAGGGCCUGGGGGAGAUGCCACUGGACACACCUUCAGCCAAAGGAAGACGUUCCCAGACUGGCAGUGUUGGACAUUUGAGGUCAUCCCCCACUUCCAGAGAUGCUCUCAGUGUCCCGGACAGGGACACCACAGAGGCCCGUGAGGUCCCAAGGAAAGCAGCUCCUCGUAGUGCCCUGGAAAGUGAAGAGUAUGUUAAAGAUAUUGUGGGUUUGUUGAAUGCCAAAGACUUCAGAGAGAGGAUAACUGGCAUCAGGCAGCUGCUGCUGGAUACAGAGAACAGUCCAGGCCUGGUGGUUGCAAACCUCGUGAAGAUCUUUGAUGCUUUCAAGUCUCGCCUGCACGACUCCAACAGCAAAGUGAACCAGGUGGCUCUGGAGACGAUGCACAAGAUGAUUCCACUGCUCAAGGACAGUUUGUCACCUGUGAUCAACAUGUUAAUUCCUGCCAUAGUAGACAACAACCUCAACUCCAAAAAUCCAGGGAUUUACGCAGCUGCCACAAAUGUUAUCCAGGCUCUGUGUCAGCACUUAGACACCUCUCUGCUCCUCCAGCCCUUCUGCACAAAGGCCCAGUUCCUGAAUGGGAAAGCCAAGCAAGACCUGACAGAAAAGCUGGCUGACCUGGUGCCGGAGCUGUACCCACGGAAGCCCUUCGCUGUGGAGCAGAAGGUCCUGGCUGUGCUCUGGCACCUCCUGGGGAACACAUCCAACAGCGGCUCCGUGCCCGGCGCCUGCGGGAGCCUCCGGGCAGCCACGGCCACACUGGCCAAAGCUCUGUUUGCACAGAUGGGGCCCAGCCUGCUGGCCCACGCUGCAGCCCAGCCAGCCCACAUCAGGAAGGGUUUGGAAGAGCUUUUGGAGACAGGAACAUAAAAUCACCGGCGCUGAGGGUGAAACUCCACCGGCCGCCUGACCUGGGCACGCGGACGGGGCUGCGGGACGAGGCGGGAACAUCCCUGUGUCGCUGGGCCACAGGGCUGGAGGGAGCUGCUGGGAGAGCCUGUGGGGCUGAACUGGGCUGUGCUGGGGCAGCCUGGCUGAACUGGGCAGCGUGGGGCCGGCUCCCCUCCCUGCCACCGGCAUGGCCAUGGAGGAGUCGCUCCAGCCCGUCUGUGCUUCCCUUCGGAGGAUCCAGCCCCGGCCCCGGGAUUGCUGGUGGAUAACCACACACGGUCACAUCAGCACCACGCUUUGCACGGAUGAGUGGAGGAGAGCCCUGGGCACAGGGAUGCAGAACCACAGCGUUCUGUGUGCUGUUUGUGAAGAACACGUAUUUUUGUACCCCCUCAGGCAGUUGUGCAGUGUUGGCUGGGCAGGAGGCACUGCUCUGGUGGUCUCUUCUCCUUCCCCAGCCACGAGCUCUGUACGUGUUGGACAUGGGACCCGACGGGAUAAAUAAAUAAAGGGAUUUAUUUCUGUAAA